AUUUCGUUCGGCAACUUAGCGCGGGAAAAGUAUUUCAUAACUUUCCAUCGCGUAUCUAUAAUUAAUACGCAUUCACUAUUACGAAUUUGCUAUUAGGAUCAAUAUUUCCAUAAAUCUUACAAUUUCGAAAAAGCUUUCCAAUGUUUUCCAAAUGUUUACGUAUGAAUUACAUAUUAACCCAUUAUGGACUAACCUGUCCAUCUAUAAAAUAUCAAUUUGUCAAUUGUUUAUUCGUAACAAAACGACGAUACUCAAUUCCAUCAUCGUCAUUAGGUCAAUCAAAAGAAAAAACUAUGCGCUUGGUACGAUUGUUGUCAGGAUAUGAUAUGCCUACUGUGGGCUUGGGUACAUGGCAGGCUAAACCUGAAGAAAUAGAAACUGUUGUGACAGCUGCUUUGAACAUUGGUUACAGACAUAUCGAUACAGCAUUUAAUUAUAAUAAUGAAGAAGCAAUUGGGGCAGUUUUAAAGAAAUGGUUUGCAGAAGGUGGAAAACGUGAAGAUCUUUUUAUUACUACAAAGUUACCCCAUUAUGGUAAUCGUCCAUCAGAUGUGGAAAAGUAUAUCAAGUUAUCAUUAAAUAAACUUGGUUUGGAUUAUUUGGAUAUGUACUUAAUUCAUAUGCCCUUUGCUUUUAAACUGAAUGAAUCUGCUUGUGCUCCAGCAACACACGAAGAUGGAAGUUAUGUAUUAGAUCUUGAUACAGAUCCUGUUUCAGUGUGGAAGGAAAUGGAGGAGCAAGUAAGAAAAGGUCGUACAAAAUCCAUAGGCUUAAGUAAUUUUAACGAGGAACAAGUGAUAAAGAUAUGGGAAAAUGCCCAAAUUAAGCCAAGUAACUUACAAGUGGAGUUACACGCGUAUCUACAACAAAAUUCACUCCGAGAAUUAUGUCAGGUGCACAAUAUCGUUGUAACAGCUUACAGCCCUCUUGGAUCACCAGGAGCUAAAGUGCACUUCAAAACGAAAUACCAUGUUGAUUUAGAAAAAUUUCCAGAUAUUUUAGGGCAUCCAAUAGUACAACAAAUAAGCACAGAAUACGAAAAGUCUACAGCACAAAUCUUACUACGAUACUUAUUACAAUUGGGCGUUGCUGUAAUUCCGAAAAGCUCAUCUCCCGAAAGGAUUAAGGCAAAUAUUGACGUAUUUGAUUUUGCAUUAAUGGAAGAAGAUAUGGCACGUUUAAAAACUCUAGAUAAGGGUGCAAGUGGAAGAAUCUUUAACUUCCUAUUUUUUAAAGGAGUCGAAAAUCAUCCGCAUUAUCCAUUUAAGGACGAAUUAGUAUCGUAACUGAAACAAUUAUCGAUAUAUAGUUUGUGUUCUUGUAUAUUUAUACAUUGGAAAUUUAUGACAUACACCACGCGUAAAUGCACAAUAUCAUAAUAAUAAAAUGAAAAAUACAUAGUACAUUAAAUAGAAAAAAAA
Hylaeus anthracinus is the source of this 1421-nucleotide messenger RNA. RefSeq names its product aldo-keto reductase family 1 member A1-like. The coding region runs from base 141 to 1286 and encodes 381 amino acids. The record is from RefSeq and is a predicted model, not a curated record. Lineage: Eukaryota; Metazoa; Arthropoda; Insecta; Hymenoptera; Colletidae. The transcript has 7 exons. Gene Ontology annotation, cellular component: cytosol. Gene Ontology annotation, molecular function: aldose reductase (NADPH) activity.